GUAUAAUUAUGCUUGUCUCUAAGCAAAACAGAAAGGUUAUCUACGAGGCUAUCUUCAAGGAUGGUGCCCUUGUCGCUCCUAAGGAUUUCAACCUUCCCAAGCACCCUGAUCUCGAAGUCCCCAACCUUGAAGUCAUCAAGAUUAUGCAAUCUUUGACUUCUAAGGGUUUCGUUAAGACUCAAUUCUCUUGGCAAUGGUUCUACUAUACCCUUACUGAUGAGGGUAUUGACUAUCUUCGUGAAUAUCUUCACUUGCCUCAAGAAAUUGUUCCUGCUACCUUGAAGAAGACCGUUCGUCCUGCUGCUCCCCGUCGUAACUUCGGUGGUGAUCGUGAAAACCGCGGUCCUCGUGGUGAUCGUGACAAUUACAGACGCAAGGAAGGUGCCAGCGGUGACUUCAAGCCCGAAUUCCGUGGUGGUCUUGGUCGUGGUAACCGCGAAUAAACAUUUUAAUUGAUUUUUUUUAAAAAAAAAUAAAUUAAAUUAAAUAUUAAACUUUUG
Messenger RNA from Cokeromyces recurvatus, 500 nucleotides. Its product is annotated as Plectin/S10 domain-containing protein. Gene Ontology annotation, cellular component: cytosolic small ribosomal subunit. NCBI's taxonomy places the organism in Eukaryota, Fungi, Mucoromycota, Mucoromycetes, Mucorales, Mucoraceae. The transcript has 5 exons. The coding region runs from base 9 to 443 and encodes 144 amino acids. The record is from RefSeq and is a predicted model, not a curated record. Gene Ontology annotation, molecular function: structural constituent of ribosome; RNA binding.